AUGUUCUCUUCAAUGGGCACGAUAUUCUUUUAUCUAACAGCAUUGGCUGUGUCUCCAGUUCUUUGCAAGUCGCAGUCAAAAUGCUCAGUCGAGAGCUUUCUGAUCCCUAACGGAACCAUCGCCUCAGCCCAGCAUCAUUCUGUCGGGGACGUCAUCCUCCUUCCCAAUACAGUAGCAUCCUGCGGAGGUCCAAACUUCAAAGCCAACAUCACAGCAGAUCUCUGCAGGAUUGUUGUCAACGUUUCAACAAGCGAAUCCAGCUCAGUCCGCAUCGAGGCAUGGCUUCCAGAUGACUGGAACAAACGUCUACUAGCCACAGGAACAGGCGGCAUCGGAGGUUGUAUCGAUUUCCCAACUGUACAAAACGGAGCUCAACUUGGCUUUGCAAGCUUUGGUACAAACACGGGCCACGACGGCGAGCAAGGCUUUGACUUCUUCUUAAACCAACCAGAGGUCAUCAACGACUUCGGCCAUCGAGGGAUUCACAUCGAAGCUGAAGUUGCAAAAGAAAUAGUGCAGCAAUACUAUGGGAGGAAGGCUUCAAAGAGCUAUUACCAAGGGUGCAGCACAGGCGGCCGCCAGGGUCUGCAGAAUGCCCAGCUCUACCCAGGUGACUUUGACGGAAUUCUCGCUGGAGCUCCAGGCGUCGACUGGCUUCACAUUGUUGCGUCCAAGGGUAUACUGGCUCGACGUAUUGGAUGGCCUGAUCUGAACUCUGAUGCAUAUGUUCGACCAGAACAGUGGAAGGCGAUUGUGGCAAAACAGAUUGAGCUGUUUGAUCCUCUGGAUGGUGUUGAGGACGGCAUCAUCGACAACCCUGCUGCACAUACCUUUGACCCAGUGAUCAUGGCCUGUGGCACUGGGCUACUCCACAGGUCACUCUGUUUAAAGCCCCAGCAAGUAGCGUCAGUUAGAGCUGCAUAUGAACCUUUGGCAGACUCCGAGGGCAAUAUUGUAUACCCUGGAUUUGCAUUGGGUGCUGAUACAAGCGUCUUCUCCGCCAACCAGAUCAACGGUACCGCUGAGUUGAACUAUAAAGUCUUACAGGACUUCUGGCGUGGCGCAGUUUACAACGACUCCAGUUGGACACCUCAUAACUUCACCGUUAAAGACAUGGACUUUGCCAUCAAACUCAACCCAGGAGGCGUCAACGCUGCGGAAGGUGAUCUUCAAAAGUUCUAUGCCAAAGGAGGCAAGAUAAUAUCCUACCAUGGUCAAGCGGAUCAGACUAUUACACCCAAAUUGCCCGCUGAGUACUACGCUAAGGUACAAGCCAACCUCAACGCCAGGCUAGAGGACAUGCACUCAUUCUACAGACUGUUCUUUGUUCCAGGGAUGUAUCACUGUUCGGGAGGUCCUGGUGCAUUCGAUAUUGGUCAGGUAUAUCCGAUGAAAAAGGAUAGACUAACGGCCAAAGAGAAUGUUCUGCUGGCUUUGGUGAAGUGGGUUGAGGAGGAUCAAGAACCUGAGACUGUAGUUGGCGCCAAGUUCGGCAACGGUGAGGCUCCAGACAAAGCUACAGCCCAGCGAAAGUAUUGUCCGUACCCGUACGAGAGCAAAUGGGGUGGAUCUGCAAACACAACCAAGGCCGAUAGUUGGCACUGCAAGCUUCCUGGAGCUUAA
Fusarium tjaetaba is the source of this 1623-nucleotide messenger RNA. Its product is annotated as feruloyl esterase B-2. The coding region runs from base 1 to 1623 and encodes 540 amino acids. The transcript is spliced from 3 exons. The record is from RefSeq and is a predicted model, not a curated record. NCBI's taxonomy places the organism in Eukaryota, Fungi, Ascomycota, Sordariomycetes, Hypocreales, Nectriaceae.